AUGGGAAAGUCCAANUCUGAACCUCAUUCCUUGAAAUAUCUGACGGACAAGGAAAGUUUCCAACUUUUGGAAAUAAGAGUUUUUGGCAGUAAUAUUCGAAAGUGUCCAGAAGAUUUAAUAGCUUAUGGAGAAAAUAUUGCUAUACAAUGUAAUGGAUUGCCACUUGCUGUAGUGGUAAUUGCAGGAGCUCUAAAAGGACGUACAAGCGAAAGAGUGUGGCAAAUGGUUAAAGAAAAUGUAGGAAAGCACCUUAUAAAUAAGGAAGACCCUAAAAGCUGCUUGAAAUAUGUGGAAAUGAGUUAUGGUCAUCUGCCCGAAGAUAUGAAGGCGUGCUUCCUGUAUUGUGGCGCUUUUCCACAAGGCUUUGAAAUCCCUGCUUGGAAGUUGAUCCGCUUGUGGAUUUCCGAGGGACUGAUAAACUCCAACUUAGAUGGCAAACCCGAGGAUAUAGCAGAUUUUUACUUGAACGAACUUGUCAACAGGAAUUUAGUGAUUGUAAUGCAGAAAAGGGUAGACGGUCAAGUAAAAACAUGUCGUCUUCAUGACAUGUUGCACCAGUUCUGCAAGAUGGAAAAUGGAGGUCUUUUUAAAGAAGUAUGUGAAAAGACUGAUCAACCUGGUACUCUUAUUAUACCAGAUCUAGAUACUUCCCGUCGAUUGUGUAUUCAACUCUCUCUUUUGAGAUCUUUUAUCUCCAAAGGACCAUCUGCUGAGCAUGUUAGGUCUUUCUUAUGUUUUUCUACAAAACAAAAAGAAAGUGAGCAGCUUGGUAAUAUCCGACUCCUCCACAAAGCAUUUCCACUGGUUAGGGUCUUGGAUGUUGAAUCCCUCAAUUUCACUUUCUCAAAGGAUUUUCAAGAGCGAUUUCAUUUGAGGUACAUAGCUAUCUCAGGUGACUACCACGCUCUUCCGCCCUUCUUUGGUAGGUUUUGGAAUUUACAAACUCUUAUUGUUAAUACAAAAGCACCCUCCAUUGAAAUAAAGGCAGACAUAUGGAACAUGCUACGGUUGAGGCAUCUGCACACCAAUGUCCCUGCAAAAUUGCCACCUGCUACGCAAACAACAGAAGAAUCUUCAUGCCUACAAACUCUGUCUAAAGUUGCACCAGGAAGCUGCAGAGAAGAUGUGCUUGCAAGGGCUUGUAAUCUCAGAAAAGUGAGUAUUCAAGGGGAAAUGGCUGAUUUUCUUGAAAUUAACAAGGGUGGGUUCAACAACUUUCGAAAACUAAAGUGCCUGGAGCAAUUGAAGCUGUUGAAUGAUGUUGGCAUGUCCAAGAGCAAAGUUCUUCAACUUCCUCCAGCAUUUCUUGAGUUUCUACGCAAACUGAAGAAGUUAACUUUGUCAAAUACAAAGUUUGUUUGGAGUGAUGCGAAUGGACUAGGGCGGUUGGAAUGCCUUCAGGUCCUAAAGCUGAAAGAAAAUGCAUUUAGUGGGACGGCCUGGGAUUCAGAAGGUUUUAGCCAACUCAAGGUAUUGUGGAUUGAAAGAGCAGAUUUUACAAAUUGGAGAGCUUCAAACCGUUCAUUUCAAAGACUUAAGUACCUUGUUCUAAUAUCAUGUGAUAAGCUUGAGGCUGUGCCAUUUGAGUUUGCUGGUGUAAGUAGCCUUCAAGAGAUGACACUGGAGAACACAAAGAAGGCAAAUAAAUCUGCAAAAGCUAUAGAGGGCAGGAAGACAAAGAUGCAGGAACUCAUGCGAAAAGUUGCAGAAAAAAAAUCUGGAACAGAUAGUCAAGCUCCAGAGAGUUUCAAAUUCAAGCUCACUAUAUUUCCCCCCGAAUCAGCUGAUUGCGAAACCACAGAGUGAAGUUGAAAAAGGAGAGCAUCAGGACAACAUUGUCCUUCCUGAGAGGGUAAUGAAGUAUUUGAUAUGGUGUGCAUUUCAUGUUUUUCUCAUCUAAUGAGAUUGUUAUAUUAAAAAAACCAGUUUAUCUUUUUAAAUUUAUGGAAGCAUUGUGAAGUUUAAAAUUAGUCUCUAUGUGAUUUUGGAGAAGUUAAAUAAACGUGUUCCACUAUCGGCUUGGAUUCUGUAGCAUUUCAAGUAAUCCGAUCAUGUGGGGUGUUUUCUUUCUCAGUUGUAAAAUUGUUUGCAUGUUUCCUAUUCUGUUAUGGUUGUAUUUGCUUUGUUUCAAGUAUUUAUGUUUUGUUGAAAGACAUAUUAUUACAGCCAAAUAAAGUCUUGUGUGUCUGUCUGUCUU
This is a messenger RNA of Nicotiana tabacum (common tobacco), 2197 nucleotides long. RefSeq names its product putative late blight resistance protein homolog R1A-3. The record is from RefSeq and is a predicted model, not a curated record. Gene Ontology annotation, molecular function: ADP binding. Lineage: Eukaryota; Viridiplantae; Streptophyta; Magnoliopsida; Solanales; Solanaceae. Gene Ontology annotation, biological process: defense response to other organism.